UGAAAAAAAUAUCAUCUAACAUUCUAGUCUUAUGUAUGUUUUAAGUACACUAGUUUAUUUCGUAACUCAGUUUUGAACGUGCGACAGAAUAAUAAUAAAAAAAUAAAAAAAGGUUGAAAGGAGGGUGGGAUUAGAGUGUGGAGGCGCUAGCGUGGUGCUGUGCUUGCUCGCGGGCCCAGGCGCGGCCCGCCAGACCUUGCGCGCGCCUGACUGAGCCGUGCCGAGCCCGGUGUGGUCAUGAGACGUCCGGCUAUAAUAAGACAUCCUAUCCUGAUCUGCGCAUGUGCAGAAACCAAUGUUUACAAACAAAGAGUAUUGAUAUCGUCGUUUGUCCCAGGCAAGAUGGCGGCAAGACACCAUGGCAGCUUUUUUGACAUACAAGGGGUGUAGGUUGUCUCAUUUAUCACAUUUACUGACAUACAAGGGGUGUAGGUUGUCUCAUUUAUCACAUUUACUGACAUACAAGGGGUGUAGGUUGUCUCAUUUAUCACAUUUACUGACAUACAAGGGGUGUAGGUUGUCUCAUUUAUCACAUUUACUGACAUACAAAGGGUGUAGGUUGUCUCAUUUAUCACAUUUACUGACAUACAAAGGGUGUAGGUUACCUCAUUUAUCACAUUUACUGACAUACAAGGGGUGUAGGCUGCCUCAUUUAUCACAUUUACUGACAUACAAGGGGUGUAGGUUGUCUCAUUUAUCACAUUUACUGACAUACAAGGGGUGUAGGUUGUCUCAUUUAUCACAUUUACUGACAUACAAGGGGUGUAGGUUGUCUCAUUUAUCACAUUUACUGACAUACAAGGGGUGUAGGUUGUCUCAUUUAUCACAUUUACUGACAUACAAGGGGUGUAGGUUAUCUCAUUUAUCACGUUUACUGACAUACAAGGGGUGUAGGUUGUCUCAUUUAUCACAUUUACUGACAUACAAGGGGUGUAGGUUGUCUCAUUUAUCACAUUUACUGACAUACAAGGGGUGUAGGUUGUCUCAUUUAUCACAUUUACUGACAUACAAGGGGUGUAGGUUGUCUCAUUUAUCACAUUUACUGACAUACAAGGGGUGUAGGUUGUCUCAUUUAUCACAUUUACUGACAUACAAGGGGUGUAGGUUACCUCAUUUAUCACAUUUACUGAUAUACAAGGGGUGUAGGUUACCUCAUUUAUUACGUUUACUGACAUACAAGGGGUGUAGGUUGUCUCAUUUAUCACAUUUACUGACAUACAAGGGGCGUAGGUUGUCUCAUUUAUUACAUUUACUGACAUACAAGGGGUGUAGGUUACAUCACAUUUACUGACAUACAAAGGGUGUAGGUCAUCUAAUUUAUCACUUUAAAAAAGAUAAAGAAUAAACUUAGGUGGGACGUUUCAUGAUAGGCAGUCAACAAAAGACACGGUACCGUGUCAUAGCUCAUCCACCCUCUGUUUGUAAACAAAGCCCACACAUGCGCAGAUCAGGAUGGGAUGUCUUAUUAUAGCGGCUGUCUCAUGACACCACACCGGAACCCUGAGUCCUCGGACGCGAUGCGCUGUGGGUUGACACCGGAUCGGUUAACCUAAUUCUUGAGGAACCUUGAACCUACCACGGCCUGCCCGCCAAGACGCCGUGACCCUUGCCGUGCAGGACGUGCUUGGAUCCAGGCUGCCAGGUGUUGUCAGGUCAGGUAUUUAUGAAAUAGAUCUACCGCAACAAUAAAUGUGCAGUAUUCAAAAACACCACCAUCAUAAUGAAUGAGACGGGGUCUUGGAGUUAACAACU
Messenger RNA from Eriocheir sinensis (Chinese mitten crab), 1752 nucleotides. RefSeq lists its product as uncharacterized. The transcript is spliced from 5 exons. Lineage: Eukaryota; Metazoa; Arthropoda; Malacostraca; Decapoda; Varunidae. The record is from RefSeq and is a predicted model, not a curated record. Bases 359 to 1291 code for a protein of 310 amino acids.